GGAGGACUUGAAAUGUUGAGAAUGAUGCAUUGUAAACUGCCAUGUGGUUCUGCGUCAUGUUGGGACUUUUACCUCAGACUUGACAAUUUCUCGGAAUCAAGAAGAACUUGUGUGCCUUUUUUCGAUGAUUGUUCAGAUCGAAAUUAGACUCUGACAAGUCGGAUUCAUUCAGGAGACCAGCUGCUAUUGGCCAGCUCUGCGGGAAAAUCUACCCUAGGAUCCUUACCACUGUAUUUUGAGCCAGGCAACGUCCAAUUCUAAGUGUAUACAUACGUCAGUCCGAUCAGUCGGUCAAAGGGACGUAUUUGCCAAUCGCUGGGACCUAAGAAACUGCCCAUGUCAGCAACAGAGCGUAGGACACUUGUCUUUUCUUUGGCAUAUGCGCUGGAGGAUUGUUGACAAAAUGACGCACUUUCCUUGGAGGAAAUAUAUACUCCCGCUGGCUGCGGCUCUGUUGCUGCAUGUUGAGUUGACGGCUACCUUACAAGCAAUGUGGUGGAAUUUAGGUGUAAGCGGACUAUUUCGAAAUCCUCAAAUGUUUAUUCUCGGAGCACAACCAAUCUGCCAUCAGUUACCGGGACUUUCGCCGGGACAGAAAAAAUUGUGUAUGUUGUACCAGGACCACAUGCCCAGCAUAAGCAGGGGCGCACGAGUGGGAAUACAAGAGUGUCAGUGGCAAUUCAGAUUCAGGAGAUGGAACUGUAGUACAGUGGAUAACAGAUCUGUUUUUGGAUCAGUAGUAGCAAUAGCGAGUAGAGAAACAGCAUUCACACAUUCAAUAUCGGCAGGAGGGGUGGUACACUCGAUCGCCCGGUCUUGUCGCGACGGCGAACUGUCGCGGUGCGGCUGCAGCCAGGCCCUGCGGCCUAAGGACUUACACAGAGACUGGAUAUGGGGAGGUUGUGGGGACAACUUGGAAUACGGUUACAGAUUUGCUCAAGGAUUCGUGGAUGUACGGGAAAGGGAGAAGAACCAUCCGCGGCACUCGAGGGGUUUAGCGCGGAUGAUGAUGAAUCUGCAUAAUAAUGAGGCUGGUCGACGGGCCGUCUACGAGCUAGCCAAGGUCGCGUGCAAGUGUCAUGGCGUCUCGGGGUCGUGCAGUUUAAAAACCUGCUGGCAGCAGCUGCCUCCAUUCAGGGAGGUCGGUGACCGCCUGAAGGAGAAGUACGAUGGUGCUUCAGAGGUCUCAUUCAACAGACGAGGAACCAAACUCGACCGGAAGAAUCCAAAGUUCAAUAAACCAACAAAAAAUGACAUGAUGUAUUUGGACGAAUCUCCGGAUUACUGCUCGCCGAAUUUUGAGACUGGUUCGCUCGGUACCACUGGGCGGCGCUGUAUUCGCGAUUCUGUGGGGACAGAGAGUUGCGGUUUGUUAUGCUGUGGACGAGGUUAUAAUACGUACAAGCAGACGAUAUCUGAACGCUGCCAUUGCAAAUUUCACUGGUGUUGUUCUGUGAAGUGCCAGACGUGUAAACACGUCAUUGACGUCUAUACAUGUAAAUAAAAAGGCUGGCAGUGCAUGCUUCAGUGCAAUGUUGCAGAGUGUCGGUGGAUCUAAAAGAUGGACUUUGGGCUGCAUUUCAAAACCGUUCGAGGCGAUGUUGAAAACGUGUUGUUUUGAUCUUAUAUUAAAAAGUGGAGGCCAUACAAAGGGAAAGGCGACCCGGAAUCGAUUUCAUUUUGAUUCAUAACCGGAAUUGCAUUUUAAUGCCGGAAGAAGUUCGUUGAUCGGGGAACUGGUUGAUUUAUUAGGACUCGCUCAUGUCGGGUUUUGGCCGUCGGGCUGCCAUGUGAACUUGUCCUUGACUUACCACUCGGGCAAAUGCGAAAUCAAAAUCGGACUUACCCUACUAAAAGUAUUCGUCUAUCAAAAAAUACAAUAACAGUAUUCGUUGCGUAGUAGUAAUAAGGGCUGGUGUCGCUUUAGCUGUAAGUGUUCGUUGCCUUAGAAACUGUUGUUGCUUAAAAAACAAUGACUUGUUCAUUGACCGAGAAGCUUUAGGUCCCAGGUUACUGCUGCGUUAUUCCCAGCACCAGGUCAUGUAAUGUCUAGGUUCUCAAUGCCCUUUGUUUGUAAAAUGGACAAUGUUUCAAGCAAUAUGCCCGAAAUUGCUCGUGCUGAGAACUAUACUAGUAUUUGUACAGACUGAUAUUGUCGAUAGAAGCAUAAUAAGUAUUAAAUGUAAAAUCAAAAAUAUAUCGGACGUUAGAUGAAGAAAAGAAAUCACAAACAAUUUAUUUAGUGAGUCACAGCUUAAUUCGAACGAUAAAUGCUACGUGAUCAUAUAGGCGUUUUUGCGCUGGAUUGGGAAAUCACUUUAUCAGAAGAACGAGAACGUAACGUGAGCUUAACGGUGAACGUGACACUGAGUAACGUGCCGGGAGGUGGAUAAGAGUUGGUCAGAGGAUCACUUGCAUAACGCUGUGUCGGUUGUCGUAUCUGAAAUCUCAAUUCCCGAGUUCUUAUCUGGUCGUUAUUUCAAUCUUCGAUUUAUGUUUGUAAAUAUACUGUGGUAGUUUUGCUGUAUAUGUUAUUAAAUCGACUACGUCAUAUUGUAUUUAGCGGAAGUUCAAAUUAAGAGGUACAUGUAGACACCUUUUCAGUGAUUUAGAGAUGAAUAAACAUACAUGUUCUUAUACUGAGAAGUGAGAAUGGCAACUUUGGAAAUGAGGUAUUACUGUAAAUAACUUUGAGGAGUGUUGCUGCAUUGACCUGAAAUACCGAGUAGACCUACACACGUGAAUAGUAGAAAAAUGCAUAACAUAUUCCUAUUGUCGAUGAAGUUGUUGCUGUUGCCAAUCUUGACCAAAACCUUUACAACAAUAUUCUUUUUGACUCGGAUAUUAGUAGAGCUACAAUUGUUUCACAACCCAACACGAAACUAUCGGUAUCAGUGUAACAAUCCAGAUGGCACCAGACCAUUCUUGACGAGAUUCAUUCUCCGAGCUGAUCGAAGAAUAGUCUCUCUGCCAUUAGUGAUUUCCAUGAUAUCCGAAUAGCUAUCGAUCAGUCCCACCAAACCCAUAUCAUGCGGGGCCCUUGACCCUGAAAUAAGCCAACGCCAGUGUUUUCUCGGUGCCGAUUUCAAGUCACGAAAACACCACCAUCUGCCGGAUCGUCCUGUAACUUGUUGAUCGUGAUUUGAAAAGAGGGCGCAGAGCUUCGAAGAUUGAGCUACACGUGUGUUGCACUAAAUCAUGCUUUCCUUCGCAAAGUCAGUUGUCACGUCGUGUGAAAACCCUAAGCAAAAUGCGGUGAUUCUUUUAGACCCAGUUUGUAGGUAACUUUCAGUGUUCUUUCGCCAAUUGUUGUAUAUAAAUAUUACUUUGAGCAUUGGUGAGAAAGUUCGUGUAGCAUUCAAUUUAAUUUAUUGUGUAUAGAGCUAUAAUUGAAAUAAACUGAGCUUCACUGUC
This is a messenger RNA of Lineus longissimus, 3414 nucleotides long. Its product is annotated as protein Wnt-5a-like. Gene Ontology annotation, molecular function: frizzled binding; cytokine activity. Gene Ontology annotation, biological process: cell fate commitment; multicellular organism development; neuron differentiation. The transcript is spliced from 5 exons. NCBI's taxonomy places the organism in Eukaryota, Metazoa, Nemertea, Pilidiophora, Heteronemertea, Lineidae. Gene Ontology annotation, cellular component: extracellular region. The record is from RefSeq and is a predicted model, not a curated record. Bases 380 to 1504 code for a protein of 374 amino acids.